Molecule: messenger RNA, 1902 nt
Organism: Hemisphaericaspora subhashii
Lineage: Eukaryota; Fungi; Ascomycota; Pichiomycetes; Serinales; Debaryomycetaceae
Gene: CDL1
Product: Cdl1p
Exons: 1
Coding region: 1-1902 (633 amino acids)
Biological process (GO): RNA processing
Molecular function (GO): ribonuclease III activity
Source: RefSeq, a predicted model, not a curated record
AUGACAACAGCAUUAAGCAAACCAUUACUAAAUAUAUGUGAUGAUCUACAUCAAGUCAAAGGGAGUGUAUCACAAUUACAAGCUACUUUCAAUAGUAUUGUUAGUAAAUCACCCACUAUUGAUGAAUACCGCCAAUGGUUAACGCUAUUGAAUUCACCAAAUAGUAUCCUAUUUCAACGAGAAUCUAAAUCUAAUAUAGAAAGAUUCCAACAAAGUGUAUUAUCUCCUCAAACUAAAGUAGGGGUUAGAUUACGUCAAUUAUAUGAUUCUGGUAACCUACCUUUAAUUCAAUCAUUAUGUAAAAUAAAUUUCAAAUCUAAUAAUGCUGAUAAAUUCUUAGAUCAUUUCUUAGCUUAUAAUCCACCAAUAGAUCCUGAUAAUCUAAUAGAUAACAACAACAAGGGCAAUAUCUUAGGAUCAUAUUACUCUUAUCCGCCAGCAUUACCAACUAUAAAUAAUCAACCAUUAUUACUUCGGAUAACAACUGAUAAAUCAUAUAGACAACCUUCCGAUUUCUUAGAACUGGCAGAAACUCAUGAUUUCAACAAGAGUCAUAAUUCAAAAUUAGCAAUCAAGGGGAAAUCAAUUAUGGAAUUAGUAUUGAUUGAAGUUUUAGAUGAAAUGUUUCCAAAUUUAUAUGAUGAUGAUUUAAUUGUAAUACGUCAUAAAUUAAUGGCAAGUCAUAUCUUAACAAAAUUUUCAUUUGGUUAUAAUUUAGUUGAUCAUGCAAAAUAUAACCUUUCGGUAAAUAUUGAUUUAGAUUCUAAAUUAGAUGUAAUUGGAAAUAUAUUCUUAAGUUAUAUUGCCGGAUUAUCUAUAGAAGGUUAUUCAAUGAAAGAUAUAAAAUUAUGGAUUAAGAAAUUAUAUGAACCAAUUAUUCAAGAUACUUUAUAUCAAUAUAAUCCAACUGCAAGUAUUUCAUUAGCAGAAUUGAAUUUAUUAUUUAGACUGGCUACAAAUUUUUAUCAGAUCCCCAAAGAAGAAAUUAAUUAUGAAAUUGUUCAAAUUGGAUCUGAUCCUUAUGUUGCUCAAGUAUUAGUAAAUGGUGAACCUUUAGGAAUUGGAUCUUCGGCAAUUAGUUUUGAGGAAGCUAAAAAUAGAGCUGCUAAUGAUAUUUUAAAUGAUAAAGAACGGAUUAUAAAAAUAAUUCAAAUGUUAUAUCAAAAUUAUGAAACGAAUUCCAAUGGAAAACAAGGAUUACUUGAAAAUUCAAUGCAAUUACCAAUCCCACCUCCUCCACCGGGAUUACCUGGGUCUACACAGUCAACUAAUUCACCAACACCUCCAGUUAAACCAAAUGUUGCUUCAUCUCCCGAAAGGCCUACACAAUCUGCCAACCCCAAUCCACCACAAGGAUUCCCAACAUCAACGUAUCCUGAUAUAUCCCCGGCCAUCCCACCUCCACCUCCACCGCCUACUGUCCCACCUCCACAACAACAACAACAAGCAUCUCCAACCAUUAAUCAAUCACGUAAACUAUCAUUCCCAACCUAUCAACCACCAGGACCCAUGUAUAACGUCCCCCCAAUUGACAAUUCACAACACGCACCAGGUCCAUUACCGUAUGGAUUAGCACCACUCGCAACCUUUUCCCAAAAACCUCACCCCCAACCACCACAACCACCAUCGGAAGAAUAUACACCACCCACAAUCGGAUCGGGAAUAAAGGCCGGCGUGGAUGCAAAUUCCAAAAAUGAAUUAUAUGCCAAAUUGGGUCCAUAUCAUCUAACCCCCCUCUAUGAAUAUCGUCAUUUGGGUAAUGAAUUUCAAGCGAAUGUCAAAGUGAAUGGGAUCGUGUUGGGGAUUGGAUAUGAUUCGAAUAAGAAGAUUGCUGGGCAGAAGGCGGCGAUGUGUGCUUUGACUAAUCAUGAGAUUUUGAAGAGUUUGGGGAUAAAUAAUUAG